GUCACCGUUUGAUGAGAACCGCCUAUAACAUGUAUGCAUGCGUGCUGCGCAAGAAGCGGGAGAGACAGUAAAUCGGAUGGUUACUCGCUACUUUACUCGGUGUUUGCUUCCUGUAUGUGAACUUGUUAAAAGAAUUGCAUCAACCUUAAGUUUGACAACGUUCUGUAUGGCUACACACUCAAUACAAACUUUAAGAUUGUAAUGAGUUAAUAUUUUAGGUUAUAUAUUGGAAUGAUAAAUGAUAUUCUAUAAAACACAUGGCAGACCAAAAUAUUAUGGAUUAUCAAGCACUUUGUGCGAAUGACGAAGAAGAAAUUGAAGAUCUAAAUGAGAGACUAAUACAGUUAUUAUUUGCACAGAAAGUUUUAUCGCAAAAUGCUCAAAGUACCAUACCUCGGUCAUUGGAUAGCAUCAGCACCAAUAAAGACAGCUUUAAAAUUGAAAAUAAAGCAUCUGCCUCACCAUUGCUUAGCCAUUAUAAAUAUGAUCAUUCCUUUUUACAUCAUGACAGUCCAGUCAAUUUGCCUGCAUCUCCAAUAUAUCUUCCACCUAUUGGUGUAUUUUGGGAUAUAGAAAAUUGUCAUGUUCCAAAAGGAAAGUCUGCUAUGGCUGCAAUACAAGUAAUUCGAGACAAAUUUUUUAGUGGUUACAGGGAAGCAGAAUUUAUUGUAGUUUGUGAUGUUUGUAAAGAAAGUAGUCAGGUCGUGAAGGAAUUAAACGAUGCUCAGAUUAAUUUAAUACAUGUUGCUACAAGGUGUAAAAAUGCUGCUGAUGAAAAGCUCAAACAAUCUAUUAGGAGGUUUGCUGAUAUUCAUGGAAGUCCAGCAGCUAUAAUUUUAAUAUCUGGUGAUAUUAAUUUUGCUGCUGAUCUCAGUGAUUUACGUUAUAGAAAAAGAAUCCAUGUGAUACUUUUACAUAUGAAGAAUACUUCUGAAGCAUUAAUACUUUGUGCCAAUGAGCAUUAUGACUUUUCAGAAUUAAUGGAAUCACUGCCGUCCAGGACUGUGGAGGUUACCACAUGUUAUGACUUACUAGCUAGUAAUCUUCCUGAAGAUCAAGAUGUUAUGUCCGUUAAGCGUCGUCUUAAACAAUUGUCUGAAAACUUUGGUGGCCGAGUAGUAGAAAUCCAAUCAAAUACUGCAGUUUUACGUUUUACUUCACAAAUUUAUGCAGAAAGGGCUCAGAAGCGUAUGGAUGGAAAACUUGUUCUUGGUUCGAAAAUUUCUGUAAAAUUUCAAAAAGAGCAGGGGAGUAAUUUUCAGAAAACUCCAGGAAAGUUAACAAAUAGAAAUCGCGCUGUAAGUGAAUCGGAAAUUGUUACUAGUUCUUCAAGACAAAUGUAUAGUGCAAGUACUUCGGUAACGGGUGGGAGAACGCUUCAAAUUCCACAUUAUCAAUCUUCAAUUCCAGUCAUUGGAACAUAUGGUUCAGCAUGGAAUUCUCAUUGUGCUCCAGUUUCAGCACCAGCAACAGUUAUUCAAUCUCCGUCUGGUUUUGUUGGGAGAUCAUAUUCAAAUAGUAAUAAUGUAGCUUUUAAUAGAGCAUAUAAUGAACUUGCAAGGGUCCAAUCACCAUUAUCGUGGCAAAUCUCUGGUCCACAGCAAUUUGGUCAUUUGUGGGAGGAACAAUAUAAAGUUGAAAAGACCAAAGUGCUUAGUAGGAGACUUCACAUCCCGCAGGCUCGGGAUAAUACAGCUACAAAUAAUGUAGCUUCUCGAACUCCUGAGAGUCUAAGAUGUAUCAGAGGAACAUGUACUUCUUUUGUUCAACCGCCAGAAUGGGCUGGAUCAAGGCAACCACAUCCCCCAUUAAAUGCUUCAACCAGUUUCAAUGGAAAUGCGCAUUCUCAGUCAAGUUCGUUCAAACGUCGUAGUCCAUCUCCAUUGUAUGAUCUACAAUCACGAGAGCGAAAUCAGUGGAACGGACAGAAUCAAAAAUCUGUACGUAGAACCAGAACACCUUCACCUUACGAGAAUAACAUACAGACGAUGAGUCAGCAAUGUGCAAACACUUCACCUUAUCAUCCAAGUGAUGCAGAAAAUGAAGAAGUUGAGAAAUUCUUCAAUCCAAUAAAUAAUCACAAUGGAACUUCGGUGAACAAUGAAACAUGCACACCUAUUGAAUUACAAGUAACUAACAUAGACCAAAAUAUUAAUCCAACAAAACUAAGACAUAUGCUCGCUUCUAUAUUCCUGGAACAUGUGGUGGUGUUAAAUGUGUCUAUUUUUAUACAGUCUGAUGGUAACUUUGCUGCAAGUGUCAAAGUUCCAUCGUUGUCGGACGCGCAAUAUGCAAUUUCUCAAUUACAUCGUCGUAAAUUAGGAUAUAAACGUAUUUUAAUAUCUUACGCUCAUAGCGGUCGAGUAAGCCCUCAAGUUAUACGGGCGCAAAUUGUAAUGUUGCUACAAGAAGUGCCAGGUCACAAACUUCCCCUGUUCAAGUUCCGCGAAAUGUAUGAGAGUCGUUUUAUGAUUACCAUCAGCAUUUCGGAAUUAUAUAAAAUGAAGGAUGUCUGUAUUAUUAUCGAAGACCCCAGCGGCAGAAUGGUUUCUCUUAAUCCAGAUCACAGAAAUACGCCAUCACCAUGUUUAAACACUACAACUCAGGAGGAACAAGUAGAGUUACCAUAUUGUACUACUCAUACGCUAAAACCAUGGUUUGAUAAGGGAUGGGCUGAGCAAAAAGUAGCAUCACUUCCUAAUGUAAAAGUUUCUUUAAAACUUCUUGAUCCACGUAUACAUCAGUUACUAACUACACAUAAUGGAUGUUUACCACUGCCUAGUUUGCCAAAUUGUUAUGAAGCUGAAUUUAAGGAAAAACUACAAGUGGUUGAAAAUGGGGUACCUUUAGAACAUUUGGUAUCCUGUUUAUCAUGUGUAGAAUUAAAACAGGGUAUUGGUAGUGUAAAAUAUCUUGUUUGGACAGGGAAUAAAACGCAAGAUAGUAACGAAGAAAACAAGUGUGUGAGUCCUCCUCUUGCCAAUCAAUUAGCACUCUUUAGUCGCGAAUUAGUUGAUCUUUUAAAAACUGCUUCACACUGCCAAUUACUGUUCAAUCGAUUUAUACCUGCAUAUCAUCAUCAUUUUGGAAGACAGUGUAGAGUUGCUGAUUAUGGAUUUACUAAAUUGAUCGACUUAUUAGAAGCACUUACACAUACCGUACAAGUAAUGGGCGAAGGAAAUAAUCGCGUAGUAACAUUGUCUCAUCGCGCUCAAGUACGUCGUUUUACAUCUGACCUGUUGAGAGUUUUAAAAUCUAAGGCUAGUAAACAAGUUACGCUUUCAGAUUUUCCAAGCGUUUAUGCUAGAGUAAUAGCUAAACCAUGGGAUAUCGUGGAUUACGGUGUUUGUGAAAUAGACGAUAUACUCCGUGAAGUAUCGGAAAACGCUGUCGUUGUCACUACAAUCAAUGGUGGUGAUAAAAUGAUAGCUAUUCCUAAACGUGAACAAACUGCAGAAGAAAUUGAGCGAACGAAACAGUUCGCUUUAGAGGUUAUAGAAUUGUUACGACAUGUACCCCAAUGCAGAAUGCAGUUUGAUAAAUUUGUGCCUUCGUAUCAUCAUCAUUUUGGACAUCAGUGUCGCGUGUCAGAUUACGGGUUUACCAAGUUAAUUGAAUUAUUUGAAGCUAUACCCGAUGUAGUCAAGAUCGAAGAUGAUAAUUCGGGUGAAAGGCAAAUUUCUCUAAUAGAAAAGCAAGGUCUUCGUGUACUUUCCGAACAAAUAUCAAAAUUAGUUCCACGAUCCCGAGGUUUUCUUAAUGUUUCAAACAUUACGCACAACUUUUUACAACAGUUUGGUUACGAGUUAAAACCAGAGUUAUUUGGAUGUACAUCUAUGUUACAACUUAUGCAGAAACUUGAAGAUUCUGUAAAGAUUAUUCAUUUAGCAACUCAACCAGCAAUUGUAAUGAUAGAUAAAUCUCAGUUGCAACUAUUAACUCUACAGUGCCGUCGAGUGUUGAUGAAUCAAUCUCAAUACAGAAUGUCAGUUAAAGAAUUUCAGAAACUCUAUACACAGUAUUAUUUGAAGCCAUGUAACAUAGACGAACUUAUGAAAAAUUUAUCUAACGUAGUUCGCUUCACAACAGUGAACGACGAGCAGUUAAUAGAGCUUACACCGUUACAUUGUUUCGCUUGUGAUUUAUAUCGUGUAUUGAUGAAUUAUGGCGGAACAUUGAAGCUCUCACAGUUUGAGACAGCGUACUUGUCAACUACAUGUUCUGUCUGUAAACCUGUAGAAUACGGGUUUUCAAACAUUCUUGCACUUUUGCAAGCUUUACCUUGUACUGUUACAAUGAAAGUAUCACGACAAAAAAAAAACAUUAUAUCUCUAAACAAAAAACUUGCUGCCGUUGGUAUACCAUUACCACCGACGUAUAGAUCAGCAUCGUCGUAUCGUGAUACGGACUCUAGCAAUGAAUCGUUUGAAAGCGAUUCUUCUUCUCGCAUGAACAUUUCCAACAAUUCAAGUGCGGUGAAAAAACGUGCAAAAUGGACAGGACAAACGAUCGAAAGUCAGCAUUCUUGGAAGCAAAUUGAAAAGAACAGUAUGUGGUCGAAGGAAUCUGACAGGGAUUGGAAAACAUCGUCUUCAGAAGAUCAGUUGGUUCCUUGGUCAUUGCAAGAGAAUGGAAGUGAAAGCUUUCUUAAAAGCUUAAUGCGUACUCCGAUUAUGCCGCACGGUUUUCCACCGCCUCCUCCUAAACCAGAUUCUCCGCCCGAGCAUUUAAGUAAGAAUCAGUGGGAAUCUUCAGUCUGGAUGACUCCAACGAAGUUUACAUAUCCACAGGAUGAACACGCUACCAAUGUGCAGGUUCCUCCGUUAACGUUACCUCCUUCCUGGAGUCAAAUUGUAUCCGAUAAUAGUACGUUUAACCUAUUAUCGCCGACAAAAAAUUUAUUACCGGCUGCGGCAAAUCCUUUAAAUCCACGCACUUCACCUUACUUUUCUUCCAAACGUAAUAUCGUCGUUGCUCCUCAUCCUUCUGAAUUGCCACUUCCGUCGCUCUCUUUGACUCCCAAAAAAAGUAUAUCUUCGGAGAACAUUUUAAUUGCACAAACUUUCACGUGCAAACAAGAAAAGAUUGUCGACUGUUCAACAGAGGAUGCAACUGUUACGAGUACUGAAAAUGAUAGCAGUAACACGGAGGAUGGUGAUAAUGAUAACGAGAAACACGAUACUCCCACAAAGCAGUUAUUCACAAAUAAAUGUCGUCUGGCUGCGCAGUUUAAUCAACCCAUUAAAUCAUAAAGAACGGAACAAGUUUGCAAAUGUACAAACGUAUCAUACGAUAAAAGCAAAGAAGCCGAAACACAUUUUUUAGUUUUGAGAUGUGUUAUUGUGAUUGGAUAAAGAAGGGAUACAUGGCAUCUCGGUAGGCUAUCACACAGUAGGCUUAAUACCUAUACACCGUUUCCUAAAUGGUAGGUACACCCUCCUCAUUUACAUUUGAAAUAUAUGGUAAUAAUAUGUCGAUUUGAUACAUACACGAUAAAGAAAAGAAUUAAUUUUCAAGAAUUAUGAAAACAAAAAAUAUAUAUAAAUAUCUAUAUGGUCCAGUCAAAUUAGAUAUAAAAAUACUCAAAAUUGGAGAAAGUACCCAACGCAAAUUUUCGUACAUAAUAUUGUUACGAAUGUUUCGAAAAAUGAUGUAAGCCGUCGAUCAAUUUCAAUGUAACGACAGCAGCGAGUAUAAAUAUGUAAUGAAAAGUUGUCGAAUUGGUACUUUUUUCAUAAAAUCCUUUAUAUUUCAGAAACGAGCAGUCCUACGUGAAAUAUAAAAAUUGCUAGUUAUAGAUAUUAAAAUUACCUAUGACACAAGAUAUGCAUUACGUUCGAAUUGAUUGAUGAUUAGUUAGGUUGUAAAAAAAUAAAAGCCGUCAAAAUAUAAGAACUAGAAAAUCGUUAAUAACUUUUUAAAAAAUUGACGUGAAACUUUGAAAAUUGGGUGAAAUAUUGGCUUUUUGAUUAUGAAUGUAUUCACCAAAUUUCAAAUUGAUGUUUUUUUAUUUUUUAAGAAAAGUACCUUUUUACGAACAUUUAGGGGUCAUAGACAUGAUUUGUUUAUGGACGUUUUUCCAAAAUUAGUGUCAAAAGAGUACAAUCGAGUGAAUGGUUUUUGCUCCGUGAUCAUAUAAAAAAAGUUAUUCCAAUUUUUCACAAAAUUGAAAAUGUACUCUUUUAAUUUUAGCGCCGCUAAAUGCAAAGAAUAAGUCCUACCAGUAGUUUUAUGUCAAUGCUAUUGUCAUGUUAAUCAUCUAAUCCUAACGUAAUGCAUAUUUCAUGAAAAAAGUAUCAGUUUCACAAUUUUCAUUAUUUAUUUAUAGUCGCUGCUGUUAUCACAUCGAAGUCAAUCGAUGGUUUAUAUCAUUUUUCAGAACGUUUGUAACAAUGUUAUGUAAUAACAUUUGAGUUGUGAAUUUUUUUCAGUACAAAAUCUAAUUCGACCGAACCAAUAUACUUAAGUAGCUAUGAUUUUUUAUUUGAAUAUGUGAAUAAGUGUGCGGCGUUUAUACCGAGUGAUGUGUAUUAAUUGUAUUGCAUAUAAAAUUCAUGUAGCAUUUGUCAUACUGUGAUAUAGAAUAGAAAGAGAGUGCAAAUGAUAUAGCAAUAAAUGAAGACAAAUUGAAAAUAGGCAAUGAUUGUGUACAUUCAUAGGU
Molecule: messenger RNA, 6661 nt
Organism: Colletes gigas
Lineage: Eukaryota; Metazoa; Arthropoda; Insecta; Hymenoptera; Colletidae
Gene: Marf1
Product: meiosis regulator and mRNA stability factor 1
Exons: 26
Coding region: 258-5252 (1664 amino acids)
Biological process (GO): post-transcriptional gene silencing
Cellular component (GO): cytoplasm; peroxisome
Molecular function (GO): mRNA base-pairing post-transcriptional repressor activity; CCR4-NOT complex binding; RNA nuclease activity
Source: RefSeq, a predicted model, not a curated record